AUGUCGUUCGUGGACCUGAAUGAUGUCGAGGAGACCGAUGCGCUCCUGAGUGCUGCAUCGCCCUCCGCCUCCUCCGUCUCAGAUGGCCAACCACAAGCUCCCGCUUUCAAGAUACCCUCACGGACCAUUGCCGCCGUUGAGCAUCCCUUUCUGAUCCAGAAUCUCGACAAAGGCUUGGACACUUUUGGUCCGAACCCUCAGUUUCAAUCAGCCACAGGGCCAGGACCCGAGAACCUGCGCUCAGAGUCCAGACUUGAUGAUCCAAAAGUUUUGAGGCGAAAGCUCCAGGACAAUGUUGAUCGUUAUCGUGCCGAAGCCGUCGGUGUCAUCAAGCACACCCAUCGCUACAGAGGCAUGGCCGACUUCAACUACUCCAUGAAGAACAAUAAUUUCAUGAACGAUUUCAAGGACAAGAUCUUGUCUGGUGAUGUGUCCAAGUUCCGUCAGUUCUCCAUGAAGCAUGGGGUAGAAAAGACUCCCCAGCAAGAAAUUGUUGCUCCACCCCUUAUGACACAGAUCAGCGUGCCAUACUACUACUUCUACUCCCAAAAUCCCUACGUGAGGGUGGUUAGCACUAAGGAUGGUGGCUUCGAGAUGGUCAACACGACUUCUAGGGUGAAAUCUGUGGGCUAUUUCAUCGGCACCCACGACCCAAUACCCGACGCACCUACCGGCAAGCCAAGGGUCAAGGAUCCCUUAUUCGAUGUGAUUGUAAAGGCGAUGAGAAAGCUCCUGGACGAGCGGCCAGUCUGGACGCGGCGUUCGAUCAUCAACAAGCUGACUGACUUCGCCUACGACCCCGAUCACCCAGAGAAACGCUUCCCGCCGAACCUGUCACAGCAGCUCCUCAAGAAUGCUAUACAAUACGCAGGCUACCAAUUCAAGGGUGGUCCCUGGCGCGACUCCCUCUGCAGAUACGGUUACGAUCCUCGCGUGGACCCUUCAAGUCGUAUGUACCAGUGCCUCAUCUUCCGGCUGCGGCGGCUCCAGGUCGGUGAGAUGGGUGAGAUGUGGCAGGAGCUGCGUAAACGUGACAUUUCAGGGGUGAAGGCGACCAAUGACGAACACACCGGCACCCACCUGUUCGAUGGCAAGAUUUACCACGACGACGGCAAGGUCUGGCAGGUGUGCGACAUCACGGACCCCUUACUGGCUAAGCUUCUCGCAGAAGCGCCCAUACGACCCGAGUGCGACAUCGAGGGCAGCGGCUGGUACCAUCGCGGGCUGUGGGCGAAGGCGAGGGCCAUUAUGAAGUGCAAGAUGAGGGCAAUCCAGUUCGGGAGGGUUCUCCAGGACAGUGACUUCGAUCAAGCAUUGCAGGCGCGUGACGAGAGCCCGGACCCUGAAGCAACCAAGAGUAUCGCCAUCCCUACGCCCGACCUCAAGCUAACGGAGAAGGAGCUUGAGCUCAUACGCGGCAAGAAGUACAAGGGGGUGGGGAGGAUCCGGAAUAACAAGCGGACCUCGUACCAUUUCCCAGGAAAGAGGGUACAGACGAGACUUGGAAAGCCAGGUGAAGCUGGCGAGCCAUCGCAGUCGCAGGAGGGUGACGGGGAUGAGACGGCCCUGGAAGACGACCAGGACCGCGAGGAGGGAGAUGAUACAGGCAUUGUGGACGGCCUUCCGACCGAUUUCGAGGAUGGUAGUGAGUAUGACGAGGACGAGGGCGACGAAGAUGAAGAAGACUUUGAAGAAGACUAUGGCGAAGACGACGAGGAUGACAUGGCCGAGCGGGGCCAAUACCAAGCAUUCCAAGUCGACGAGGACGAUGAUGAGGAAGAAGAGCAGGGCCUCGAGGACGGCGAUGCGGAUGGCUGA
This is a messenger RNA of Diaporthe citri, 1818 nucleotides long. RefSeq lists its product as uncharacterized. NCBI's taxonomy places the organism in Eukaryota, Fungi, Ascomycota, Sordariomycetes, Diaporthales, Diaporthaceae. Bases 1 to 1818 code for a protein of 605 amino acids. Gene Ontology annotation, cellular component: transcription factor TFIIIC complex. Gene Ontology annotation, biological process: transcription initiation at RNA polymerase III promoter. The transcript has 3 exons. The record is from RefSeq and is a predicted model, not a curated record.